Messenger RNA from Rasamsonia emersonii CBS 393.64, 519 nucleotides. RefSeq names its product C2H2 finger domain protein. Lineage: Eukaryota; Fungi; Ascomycota; Eurotiomycetes; Eurotiales; Trichocomaceae. The annotation marks the transcript as partial. The transcript has a single exon. The record is from RefSeq and is a predicted model, not a curated record.
AUAUUUCCAUCGCCUCCCCUUGGAUGUCCAGCCCGUGGCCAUUUUUCGUCAAAUAUGGACCUUCCACGUCUGUCCUCGACCCCGUCGAUUCACGUUCAUGAUUGCAAUAACAGUUACGACCGCCAUAUGUCCGGAUCGUCGUUCUCGUCAAGGGGACCAAUGCCCAUUCCGAACAAAACCGUAGAGAACUUUGCUCCUCCUCCGUUACCCCCACCUCCACGGAUCAACGCUCUCGAGGACGGCCACGAUGUCGGCUGGCUUCAUGCGAAUUCCAUGGGUGCGCCGGAUGUCGGCAAAUUAGCCCCCAUUAAUCCAAGCUCGAGUCUGUUUGGAGGUCACCGUCGCCCUGAACCGAUCCCACGAUUGGAGAAAAUCAACCUUGGCGAUUCAGAUGGAAGAGGAAAAAGUGGCUCUUUGGAGCAGUCUCCUCAAACCCAAAUUAAGAUCGAGCCUCCAGCAUCGUCAGUCGAGGAGGGCUUCAGGAAUUCAAUUUCUACAAACUUGUCCGAACCAAUGUGA